Dentiscutata erythropus is the source of this 259-nucleotide messenger RNA. Lineage: Eukaryota; Fungi; Glomeromycota; Glomeromycetes; Diversisporales; Gigasporaceae. The record is from the annotation of a GenBank genome assembly.
AUGUCCAACGAACUAGCUAUUGUUUACGCUGCCCUUAUCCUCGCUGAUGACGGGGUUGAUAUUACCGCCGAUAAAUUGCAAACUUUAACAAAAACUGCGGGUAUUGAUGUUGAACCUGUUUGGGCUAAUAUGUUUGCUAAAGCUUUUGAAGGAAAAAAUGUUACUGAUUUAUUGAUGAAUGUUGGAUCUGAAAAACCUAAAGAAGAGGAGAAACCAGCAGAAGAAGACAAAGAAUCAUCUGACGAAGAUAUGGGAUUCG